This is a messenger RNA of Myripristis murdjan (pinecone soldierfish), 1474 nucleotides long. It is a transcript of the gene spata6, whose product is annotated as spermatogenesis associated 6. The record is from RefSeq and is a predicted model, not a curated record. Gene Ontology annotation, molecular function: myosin light chain binding. NCBI's taxonomy places the organism in Eukaryota, Metazoa, Chordata, Actinopteri, Holocentriformes, Holocentridae. Gene Ontology annotation, cellular component: sperm head-tail coupling apparatus. Gene Ontology annotation, biological process: spermatogenesis.
UGAAAAUGGGAGGAAUGGCCCCGGUGAAGAAGAAACUUUUCACUCCUAAAGUGAAUCCGAAACGUGUGAAAUGCACCGUCUACCUGGACAUACAGGCUGUGAGCUGUCCGGGCGUGCUGCUGGCCCGGCGGGAGGACGUCUACCUCAGUGUGAGCAUCAUGGGCCAGCACAGGAAGACUCCCUGUGUGCCGCCCGUCUUCCUGCUCUUCCACCACAAAAUGGUCUUUGUCAAGACUUUCCCAGGCGUUGUUGACCCUGCUGACGUGGCUGACCUGCUAGAUGCUGACACCACAUCUUUUGAGCUGAUUCAGCUGGUGCCUCCAGAGGGUGAGAUCCUCGCCACAGUGGAGGACAGCACCAGAGAUUUCUUGUACCCUGGACCCAGACUGGGCUCGAGAGCAGGAGCUCCAGAGAGAGAGAUACUGAUGAAGAGGUCCCACUCCUUCCCUGGAAUCUCCCCCAAAGUGGAGUUUGCGACUGCAUCUGUCAUUGAGGAGAGCGAUGGGGAAGACAGCCGGCCCACCUCACCUCCUCGCUGUCUCUCUCCAGUGAUGCCGUCUCUAUCAUCGCCUGGACGGACCCCAGCCAAACCAUCAUCAUCGUCCGAACCACUAAAUCAGUCUCCACCCAUCCAGCAGUAUUCCACGAGGGAUGGUGGGAACUGUAGUUCCUUGAGAAAUGGGAAGCAGAAACAAAACGCUGAGGCUAGAAAAACGAACUCUGCAUGGUCAUCGACAUCCAGACCCCCUCCCUCGUCUCUGUCCAACCGAGGUUCCGGGAGAAACAAGAAGGAAAGGCAGCAGGCGGGUCCUGGAUUUUCUGUGGACUGCGGCUACCAGCAGCCCACAGUUGCCUCCAGGACACGAGCCCUGUCACCUUACACCCACCGCAGGAUGUGCCAGCUUUCAGAGGACGCCAGGCAGAGGCUCAGCCAUCUCCAGCUGGGGCCUCACCGCUUCAGGAAAGAGACGGAGAGCCAGCCGCCCUUCUUGGUCUCUAGUUGCAGUAGUGUCUCUGUGAUGGAAACUCCCUGCUCUCAGCAUCUUUCCUCUCCCAUGACUGGCAGCAUGCGUCACAGUCACUCUGCCAGCUUCACAGCUGAUCAUAUGGAUUCCUCUGUCCUGGGGAGCUACAGACCGAGAACCGCUAGAUUUGGUUCAGGUGCUGUGAGGGGCCGCUCGUCUCCAGAGACACCGUCCAGACGUGAAGUCCAGAUCAGGACGCCUGGGAGAGGUGCUGACUCCUCUCAGUUCACCCUGAGUGCAUCGAGCUCCAGAGGCCCUCAGAUUCUCAGCAAAUCUUCCCUCAGAGAAAGGUUCCAGUCCAGUCCGCGCAGUCCCACCCACUGGGAGCAGAUCCACAGCAGAGUCCAGAGGAUUUUGCAGACGCACAGAUCCACCCAAAAAUACCAAGUGACCCUUUGACCUCUGUCCUGCUGUUCCGACUGGAAACUGACCAAAGUUAAAAGAAAAAA